AUGGUCGGCACCAGGUUCAACCUAUACGGCGACAAGCUCAGCGACUGGGCAUUCCCACCCCCGGAAAGGGCGAUCUUCUCGCGCUACUUCAGGGACAAGGACGAGCUGAAGACAUACUGGGCAACGUCUGACUGCGUCCAAGGAAUUUAUGAAGUUCCUAGGAAAGCAAAAGAGGAUAACAUCACCCUGAUGGAGCUAAACUCCUUCUACACGCCAGCCCUCCGAGACGAGAACAGCACCCAGCGAGGGCCCGACUGCAUCAUGUGCCUCGAGCCGUCACGAUGUCACACCUGUGCUUGGGAAUGUCUCCAAUGCAGCAGCGGCAACGUCCUCAGCUACGAUGGCAAAUUUUGCGGUGAUCCGACCCGGAUGAAGUGCCCGAUUUCCACCGGCUACUUCAAAAUCGGGCAACGAUGCGCGCCAUGCAGCACGCGGACGCCGUUCUGCAGCAAAUGCACGGAGGAAGGCGAGUGCCUAGAGUGCGCCCAUGGGAUGCACGUGUUGAAGAAGCCCUAUGGCGAGACGUGCGUUUCCGAAUGUUCAAGGGGCUCCUACAUGGACGCGACGACUGGGGUGUGUGGCGACUGCCCGAGCUGGUGCCAACAAUGCAAUGACGGUACGUGCAACGCAUGCAUCCCCGGGCUGUACAUGAUGCAGAAGGGUGCAUACGUUUUUUGCGUCAACGCGUGCGACGAGAACUACUACCCGGAAACGAUAGCCCCGAUGCGCUGCAUGCCGUGCCACAUGGCGUGCGAUCAAUGCUGGGGCCCCAGCGAGGCGCACUGCAUGCGGUGCCGCUUCUUUGGCGAGCUGGUUGUCUCACAGAAAUUGGCCCUUUGCCAUCACUCGGAUUUUGGGACCAAGAGAAGGCGGAAGCGCGAAGGGGCAACGGGACUUGAUACGCUGAUCGACAUGGUCGACGAGGGAGACCGGCUGACCGUCUACGGGAGGAAGGCAUCGGAAGAGCCGGACCGGGCGAGGCUCGUCUACUCGGCGUUCUUCUACAGCAUCGAGGAUUAUCAGCAGUAUUGGGCGGUACGUCAAGAAGAGAAGAACCUCUCCAAGGUCGAGCUGUACGCCCCGUUUUGCCAGAGCGAAGACUGCCUCGAUCACUGCGCCAACGCGACAUUGGUCCACCCGUGCCCGUACUGUGAGCCGAACUAUUUCAAGGACUUCCGCGGGUACUGCGUCGCCAGAUGCCCACCCGGCUCGUUCGCCAAUUUGAUGGACAGCGAACAGCCGUCUUGCGUGAUGUGCCUGAAUCCGACAAAGUGCCAUACCUGCGAUUGGGAACAGGAAGGACCACUGCCUCUGGCUCGCAAGCUCUCCUCGGCCGGCCCAACUCCAGCCGUCCGAAAACUGUCGUCGGUCGGAAACCUUCAUAAGUUCAAGAAAUCGGGCCCAAGGGAGGCGAAACCAGGGCAAUCCGGUCGCGCCAUUGACGCCGUCACGAAGCUGUUCGGUCGGGAUAAGCAGCCGAGCACCAACAAGCCUGUGUCGACGGGGAGGAGUGCGCGGAUGGAGCCGACGUGCGAUUCGAAGGGUAGACGCUCAAAGGAGAAGGCGUCUUCGCUUUCGAGGGGCAGUCAAGCUUCCAGCGUAUCUCGAAAGUCGCAACGCUCCGGCCGCGGACAUUCAGGCCCUCGCAAGCACUGGCCGACCCCGGAUCCGUCGCCUUUU
Mesorhabditis spiculigera is the source of this 1680-nucleotide messenger RNA. The record is from the annotation of a GenBank genome assembly. NCBI's taxonomy places the organism in Eukaryota, Metazoa, Nematoda, Chromadorea, Rhabditida, Rhabditidae.